CUCGGAGGGCCGCCGCAUCCCCUUGCCCCGCGGCGGCCAUCAGCGCGCGCGGCCCCCGCACUCGGCCGCUCACCCACCGUCCCGCGGCGGCGCGGCCCAUGCGGCUGGGGGCGGAGGCCGGCGCGGGCGCGGGCUGGACGUCUCAGGUGCGGCCGGCGGCCGGGAGAGGUGAGGGGGCGGCGGCGGGGCCCGCCCCGGCCCGGUGAUUGGCCGCUGGCCGAGGGCAGCUGGGCGGCCUGGAGGCGCCCCGGGCGGGGAGCAGCCGGCAAAGCCUUCGGCGCGCGGAGCCGGGAAGAUGCUGCUGUCCCUGGUGCUCCACAUGUACUCGAUGCGCUGCGUGCUGCCGGCCGCGGUGCUCCUGGGCACGGCCCCCACCUACGUGCUGGCCUGGGGGGCCUGGCGGCUGCUCUCCGCCUUCCUGCCCUCCCACUUCUACCAGGCGGUGGACGAUCGGCUCUACUGCGUCUAUCAGAGCAUGGUGCUCUUCUUCUUCGAGAACUACACCGGCGUGCAGAUAUUGCUAUAUGGAGAUUUGCCAAAAAAUAAAGAAAACAUAAUAUAUUUAGCAAAUCAUCAAAGCACAGUGGACUGGAUUAUUGCGGAUAUUUUGGCCAUCAGGCAGAAUGCUCUUGGACAUGUACGUUAUGUGCUGAAAGAUGGGUUAAAGUGGCUUCCACUGUAUGGGUGUUAUUUUUCUCAGCAUGGAGGGAUCUACGUAAAGCGCAGUGCCAAGUUUAACGAAACGGAGAUGAGAAAGAAGCUGCGGAGGUACAUGAACGCAGAGACUCCAAUGUAUCUUGUGAUUUUUCCAGAAGGAACAAGGUAUAAUCCAGAACUAACAAAAGUUAUUUCAGCUAGUCAAACAUUUGCUGCUAAAGAAGGCCUUGCAGUAUUAAAACAUGUGCUGACACCAAGAAUAAAGGCAACUCAUGUUGCUUUUGAUUCUUUGAAGAAUUAUUUAGAUGCAAUUUAUGAUGUGACAGUGGCUUUCGAAGGGACUAUUGACGAUAAAGGGCAGCGGAAAGAAGCACCGUCCAUGGCUGAAUUUCUCUGCAAAGAAUGUCCGAAAAUUCACAUUCACAUUGACCGUAUAGACAGAAAAGAUGUUCCGGAAGAACAAGCACGUAUGAGAAGGUGGCUUCACGAGCGCUUUGAAAUAAAAGAUAAGUUGCUUAUAGAAUUUUAUGAUUCACUGGAUCCAGAAAGAAGAAACAAGUUUCCCGGAGAAAGUGUUAAUUCUAAAUUAAGUCUCAAGAAGACUUUACCGUCAUUACUGAUCCUAAGUGGCUUGACUGCUGGUAUGCUUAUGACCGAGGCUGGAAGGAAACUCUAUGUGAAAACGUGGGUUUAUGGAACCUUAAUCGGCUGCUUGUGGGUUAGUAUUAAAGCGUAAACAAGUAGCCGUGUCCAGGCAGUGGAAUGUGCUACGCGGUUUACUGUUGGCAGCCACACGGGACAUCAGAUUGUUGCCUGAAUUUAAUGAGAAGUGUAAAUAAAGCCUUGUUGAUUGAACAUUGGAUAAAAUAGAAUUUCUGACUAAAGCCGACCUGCAGGUGGUCUUGGGCAAACAUACGUGGUUUUGCAACUUUAGAACAAGCUGCUGGAAGGGGAAAGCUAACCUCUGUGCCAUCCUUGGUGUUUCCGUGAUCUAGCGUCGUCUUCAGAAGAUGGUUAGGAUUGUAUGCUUUGGUAUCGGUUCGUGACUCAGAUGGCUGCAUUCAUGAACGUUAAUUUGCAGCGUAUUUCACCGUACUCGUUAUUUUUAGUUUUUUACAACCUGACUAGUCCCAACUCUCAUCACCGAAGUAUUUAGUAUCUUGCAGCUGUGUACUGUUUUGCCUUUUGCUUAAUGUCUCCAAGUGGAUGAAGGAAAUUGUAUUUAUGUAUCAAGAAGGAUGCAAGGAAAAGGUCAAGAAAUGUCUGCGGGGAAGAAGCUGUGGUUUGCGCAUGCUUUGAUUGUAGUGUAUUAUUAGCUGAUUUUAUUUUCUCUUUGCAGAGUAAUUAACAUGUCUAAUAUUUAUUGAAGCAGCUUAAUUUGCACGCCCUGCAUUGUACACAAAAGGAUAAUGUGUCAAAUGUGAGCGUUGAGUUUCGGUUGGAGGCGUGACCCUGGCCCGCUGUCGCGGCACUUGACGCUGCCCAGCGUUCUGAAGAGCAAAGCGGAGCCCUCAGUACGUCCCAGUGUCUGUGCCAGAAUUGCUUAAAAGCCUUCAGCCUUCCUGUUAUUUUUACAUCAAAACAAUCAGUGUGAACCUUGGUGGGACCUGAGUCCACAGAUGCUUGAGGUGAUGGGAGCCUUCAAACGUCCGCCUGGAUUUCCGAGCAUGUGCCUUUUGCCUAUUAUUACUCUUGGGUUCGGCGGAAGUCUUUUCUUUUCCUGUCAUCAUGGUCGAUUUCCACUGUGUUUGAAUUCUUUUCCUCUGGAUUCCUGGCAGCGUGCUGCUCGGUGCCUGGCACAGGACGGGCGCAGGGGAGAAGCAUGGAGCCGGCCUCGGUCCUGCUGCGGGUUGAACUUGGUCGGUGAGGCUCUCUUGAGCCCGCCCCAGUGGCUGCGGCUAAGAUGCUCGUCUGUCUCCCUCCUCAAGCCAGUGAACCACAGGCUCAGCCCGCGAGGCCCGGAUGAACUCGUGGAGUCCCCACUAGUUUUAGUGGGGAGUCCCCACACAGUUCAUCCGUGCCCCCCUCAGAACAAGAGCCGUUUUCAGUCAGGAAGUAAUAACUAUGGCCUGUGGCUGACUUAAACUGGAUUGUUGCCUACUAGUCCCUUAAGGUAACAUUUCUGCCUAAUGGAUUUUUGUUGUAAACUCGUGCCAGUGCCCCCAGAUGAAACACACCAACUGAACCAUAAUGAGCAAAAUGAAAAUAAUAAGUAAGGGAAAUUUUGUGUGACUGACUCUCCAGACCCAGAGAGCAGGCCGUGUGAGACAGCACCUUUGAAGCUCUGGGUAGUCUGAACUGGUUUGUGUAUGUGUGUAUGUGUGUGUGUGUGUGUCUGUGUGUCUGUGUGUCUGUGUGUGUGGGGGUGGACAUGUGCCCGCAGGAUAUGGUUGGUCUCCUUAUGCAUGGGGGUGUAGGUAAAACUUCUGAAAAGUGUUCCCAUGCCAAAUUGUGAUUUUCUCUUACCUGUAAAGUGAGAUUUAAAUCAGUCUCACCGUCUUUGUUAAUACUUUUUUUAAACAGUCCUAAAGAUUGAACCGAUUUCUAAUUUAUUCAAAGUAAAUGUAAGUUGCGUAACUUACUUUGAAUAUCAUGGAUAUGCUCUAAAUUUAAACUUUAAGAAGAAAUAUCAUUGGAAUUAUGUUGAUUAUAACUGAUCAUAAGAAGUUACAGUGAACUGCAUAAGAUCACUUUGAACAUCAUGUCUCUUAUGACCAUACUUAUAUUCUCACAAGAGUUCUAUAAGAUAUAUUUGUUAGUUUAAAAAUUUUGUAUUAAAAUAUUUGGAAAUUAGAAGCUUCUUUUUAACAUGUGUUGAUAUGACUUGAAUUCUUACUUUCUAAAAUUAGGAGCCCUGGAUCUCCCUGUAAAUCUUUUCACAUAUCUUUUAAGCCUGUGUUUCUGUUAUUAUUGUUGAUUUGCAGCUUAGUUAUUACUUAGUUUUUCUUUAUAAGAAUGCCAUCAAUGUGCAUGCUUUUAUGUUUUCCAGAAAAGGGUGUGUUUGGAUGAAAGUAAAAGAAAAAAUAAAAUCUUUCACUGUCUCUAA
Herpailurus yagouaroundi (jaguarundi) is the source of this 3703-nucleotide messenger RNA. RefSeq names its product 1-acylglycerol-3-phosphate O-acyltransferase 5 (gene AGPAT5). The record is from RefSeq and is a predicted model, not a curated record. NCBI's taxonomy places the organism in Eukaryota, Metazoa, Chordata, Mammalia, Carnivora, Felidae. Gene Ontology annotation, biological process: phosphatidylinositol acyl-chain remodeling. The transcript has 8 exons. Gene Ontology annotation, cellular component: endoplasmic reticulum; mitochondrion; endomembrane system. Gene Ontology annotation, molecular function: acyltransferase activity. The coding region runs from base 296 to 1393 and encodes 365 amino acids.